GGCGCGCACAUGAACGCUCGAGGGAACGAUGGCGCGACUGCCCUUCACACUGCGUGUUUCCAUGGACGCGUUCAUGCCGUCAAAGUCCUCAUCGCCGCGGGUGCGAAUUUGGAAGCGAGGAACCAACAUGGUACUACCCCGCUGCGUUUUGCCCUCCUAAAAGGUCACCGCGAGGUCGCCCUGACGCUGCUCCGCGCCGGCGCGGCCAUCACGGCCUUGCCCACGAAAUGGAUCGAGCCAGCAAACGAAGCCCUUCAGGACCACAUGGUCGACAUCAUCGAC
Aureococcus anophagefferens is the source of this 282-nucleotide messenger RNA. RefSeq lists its product as hypothetical. The annotation marks the transcript as partial. Gene Ontology annotation, molecular function: protein binding. Lineage: Eukaryota; Pelagophyceae; Pelagomonadales; Pelagomonadaceae. The transcript has a single exon. The record is from RefSeq and is a predicted model, not a curated record.